AUGUUGAACCAAUUAGAUAGUGCCCAUCAACGUGAACGCGAAACAUCGUUUUUCGCCAAUCCAAGCCAAGAAUUCCUGGCAGACAUUCCUCAUCAGGACAUCAUUACGAAAUUUUGGAAUUGCCGCAUUUUGAAAAAGGGUCGGUUCCUGGAGGAGGAUUUGUACGUACGAAACGGGAAGAUUAUCGAUUCCGAGGAGUUAUUUUACAAUGAGAAGAAAGUGCCGCAUUUCGAUGUCGAUUGCAAGGGAAUGUACAUCGCUCCUGGCUUGAUAGAUCUUCAAAUAAACGGUGGUUUCGGCUUCGAUUUUUCGUACUACAAAGACACGGAACUCGCCGUUAAAACGGUAGCGAAACGGCUACUGUCCCACGGUGUCACCGCCUUCUGUCCCACCAUAGUCACCUCGCCCAACUACAUCUACCACGACAUCCUGCCCAAAAUCAAGAAGACGAAGGGCAGCGGGCACGGCGCCGCCGUCCUGGGCGUCCACGCCGAGGGCCCCUUCAUCAACAAAGAGAAAAAGGGCGCCCAUCCGGAGAAGUUCAUCACCGACCACAGGGGCACUAUGCUGUCGAUUAAAGAAGCGUACGGCUCGCACGGUUACGAGAACAUAGCCAUCAUAACGCUGGCGCCCGAAUUGAGGCACACCGAUCAAAUCAUACGCAAGCUCAAGAAGGACGGCAUCGUGGUGUCUUUGGGACACACCACUGCGAAUUUAACGCAAAGCGAGAGCGCCGUCAAGCACGGCGCUACCUUCAUAACGCAUCUGUUUAAUGCCAUGCUACCUUUCCACCACAGAGAUCCAGGCAUCGUGGGACUAUUAUCUUCCGAUCAAAUCGACUUGGAAAAAUUAUAUUAUGGCAUCAUCUCCGAUGGAAUACACACGCACGCUUGCGCACUGCGAAUGGCGCACAAGGUUCAUCCUAACGGUAUGGUGUUGAUAACGGACGCGCUAUCGGCGCUAGGCUUGUCCGAUGGAAGGCACACGAUAGGCCAAAUGGACAUCGAAAUCAAGAACGGCGUGGCUUACAUAGCGGGGACGAACACUUUGUGCGGCAGUACCUCCACAAUGCUGGAUUGCGUUAAAUUCUUCCACAAAUCCACAGGGUGCUCGAUGGCAUUCGCUUUGCAAUGCGCCAGUUGGCAUCCGGCGAAAGUGCUGCACAUCGAAAAGCAAAAAGGUACGCUCGAAGUCGGCGCCGAUGCGGAUUUUAUCAUCAUAAACGAGUACUUCGAUUUGUUUUCGACGUGGGUUGCCGGAGAGAUGGUUCACAAAACGACGAAUUUGUGA
Molecule: messenger RNA, 1290 nt
Organism: Phyllotreta striolata
Lineage: Eukaryota; Metazoa; Arthropoda; Insecta; Coleoptera; Chrysomelidae
Source: the annotation of a GenBank genome assembly